UGAGUGUUGUAUGUGUGGCAGAAAUGCUGUGGGACUUUUUGCACGCAGAGACACACAGCACGGGAUGUACAGGCAUGAGGCCUGCAGCUGAUGAACAUGUGAAUGUCUAAAGUGAAACCACAGACCUGUUUACACGCGAGCUACACGCACAUGCAAAGGGAAGUAUACCAAAAUCACCGCUGUAAUAAUCACAUGAUUGCUGUUAAUAUAAGAUUUAACUCAGUGUAUUGAGGAACAGACAUUUUUUGAUUAAAGUGUUUUUGAACUGAAGCCAACUCUAGACUUCACCAUGAGAUUCUUUCUCCUUUUGACUUUGAUGGCAGCCAGCCUUUUCCUCACUAGUGCUAUACAACCACUUGGAAAAGGCUACAACAGCCACUGCAUGUGCACGAAGCUGGAGUCCAGGGUGAUUCCACAGAAUAACCUGCGCAGUGUGGAAAUCUUUCCUAGAGGCUCCCACUGCAAGAAUACCGAGGUUAUUGCUGGCUUGAUGAGUGGUGAAAGAAUUUGCCUGAAUCCUCAAACUAUGUGGGUUAAGAAACUUAUCCGCUUCAUUGAGAAGAAAGAGAGCAUGAAAAAGAGAGAAUAAAGGACAUCAAAAAAAAAUGAAGAAGCUCAUCAAGAGGGGAGAUCAUAUCUAUCUCUCUAUAUAAAAAUGAUAUAUGUACAUAAUUAAUUCAUGCACAUAUUCAGAUCAAUCUCUGAGAAUCUACAGUCUCUGAUCUGUUACUACUAGGCUAUGAUUUCGUCAACUUAACUAAAUGUGGUAUUUGAAAUUUGCCGUUUUAUAAAAUGUUAUCUUUAAAAAAGUCAUUGUCUAUUCCUUGCAAAGCACUUACGAGGCAAGGAACAUGUGAGAAAUUGAUUAAUGAGAUAAUGGAGUGGUGGUACAUUUAAAAAAAAAAAAAAGUAUAUUCAUGUCAUGCUGCUCAUCAAAUAGUGAACUCAUAAUUAGUAUGCGUUCCUGUAAUACCUUCACACCACCACACCACACAUCUACCUCCAGACAAAUCACUUAGGUUAGUUUUAAACUGAUCUGACGAACAACUGAUUGUUGAUUGAUACAGCUGAUUAAUCUAUUCAUUAUGUACAGAGCAUAGUCAAAUAUGGAAAAAAUAUUCCAGUCUGUAUCCUUUACUAAUCAGUGACCUGCUGUAAGAAAGUUCUUAACUAAAAUGUGAAUUGUCAAAUGACUUUAUUGUCAGUAUUCAGUUGUUCUCUUUUGAAUCCUCAUUUCACAUUAUCUUUGUAAAAUUGUGCAUAACAAUAAAUACAAUCAAAUCAGAAAUGUGGCUGCUUAUUGGUUACAUGGAAAGCAAAAAUAAUAAGAACCAUUAAUAUGGUUGCAUGAUCACCUAAACAGUGCUCUGUCUACCCUGGGUAGGACAAGUGGUUCAGAUCUUGAACUCAGUCUUAACCACUGAGGUACCACUGCCCAAACAACUCACCUCAUUGUGAGCAGGGUUUGGAACUGCACAAGGAGAUACUACUGGAUAUUAUGAUUGAGAAUUAAGGAUCUUGUUCUAGAGACCCAAAAUUAGCUCUGGGCUAUUAGGACGUGAUUUUGUGCACCAGCACAGAACCUUAACU
Messenger RNA from Hemibagrus wyckioides, 1590 nucleotides. It is a transcript of the gene cxcl19, whose product is annotated as chemokine (C-X-C motif) ligand 19. Gene Ontology annotation, biological process: cellular response to lipopolysaccharide; antimicrobial humoral immune response mediated by antimicrobial peptide; inflammatory response. Bases 290 to 589 code for a protein of 99 amino acids. The transcript has 3 exons. Gene Ontology annotation, molecular function: chemokine activity; CXCR chemokine receptor binding. The record is from RefSeq and is a predicted model, not a curated record. Gene Ontology annotation, cellular component: extracellular region. NCBI's taxonomy places the organism in Eukaryota, Metazoa, Chordata, Actinopteri, Siluriformes, Bagridae.